Molecule: messenger RNA, 1685 nt
Organism: Culex pipiens pallens (northern house mosquito)
Lineage: Eukaryota; Metazoa; Arthropoda; Insecta; Diptera; Culicidae
Gene: wds
Product: WD repeat-containing protein 5
Exons: 5
Coding region: 243-1295 (350 amino acids)
Molecular function (GO): protein binding
Source: RefSeq, a predicted model, not a curated record
AAGAACGCGAUUUUCAACCAAGCUCGCAUUAUUUACACUUUUAAUUUGUGCUCCGUUUUUCGUGAAUUUCACAGAAAAUACCGUGCCGAAUCGUGCCAUUCGUGUUAAACUCCGUAGAGUAGUGCCCGCGCCUAUCGCUUGCCGCCGCCGCAAAAAAAAAAAAAAACAGGAAAAAGAAGAAGACUGCGUAAACAAAAAACGCUUCCCGGCCGGAACAGAACCGAAACUAGCCAGCCGCACCAAUGAUGGUCCCAAUAGGCGGUCCCGUCGGCCACGGUGGCCACCCGAUCCACAUGCCGACGCCGAUACAGAACGCGCCGCCGCCGGCCCCGAGCCAGCACAGCAGCUCGUCCAGCAGCCAGAACCGACAGUCACUUUCCGUGAAGCCAAACUAUACUCUUAAGUUCACCCUUGCCGGACACACCAAGGCCGUGUCCGCCGUCAAGUUCAGCCCCAACGGAGAGUGGCUGGCCAGUUCCUCGGCCGACAAGUUGAUCAAGAUUUGGGGCGCGUACGAUGGGAAGUUCGAGAAGACAAUUUCGGGCCACAAGUUGGGCAUCAGCGACGUGGCGUGGUCCAGCGACAGCCGGCUGCUGGUGACGGCCAGCGACGACAAGACGCUCAAAAUCUGGGAGCUGAGCUCGGGCAAGUGUUUGAAAACGCUCAAGGGUCACACCAACUACGUGUUCUGCUGUAAUUUCAACCCCCAAUCGAACCUGAUCGUGUCCGGAUCGUUCGACGAGUCGGUUCGCAUCUGGGACGUGCGGACGGGCAAGUGUCUGAAGACGCUGCCGGCGCACUCGGACCCCGUCUCAGCGGUGCACUUUAACCGCGACGGAUCGCUCAUCGUGUCGUCCAGUUACGACGGACUGUGCCGUAUCUGGGACACGGCCAGCGGGCAGUGCCUGAAGACGCUCAUCGACGACGACAAUCCGCCUGUGUCGUUCGUCAAGUUCUCCCCCAACGGCAAGUACAUCCUGGCGGCCACCCUCGACAACACGCUGAAGCUGUGGGACUACUCCAAGGGCAAGUGUCUCAAGACGUACACCGGCCACAAGAACGAAAAGUACUGCAUCUUUGCCAACUUCUCCGUCACCGGUGGAAAGUGGAUCGUGUCCGGCUCGGAGGACAACAUGGUGUACAUCUGGAACCUGCAGAGCAAGGAGAUCGUCCAGUGUCUGCAGGGCCACACCGACACGGUGCUGUGCACGGCCUGCCACCCCACGGAGAACAUCAUCGCGUCGGCGGCCCUCGAGAGCGACAAGACGAUAAAGCUGUGGAAGUCGGACACAUAAAAUUGGGCCGGCCGGAGGCACUCGUCGGGCGGCUGUGGCCAUCCCAACCAUCACCACUCCAGCCAUCAUCAUCACCACCACCACCACAACAACCACCACCAAAACCGCUGAUGAGUGUGUCUCUGAAGACUGCUUUGUUCCAACAAAACAAAAAACACUUCAUUUUAAAACCCAUCUCAUGCUUGAAAAAAAGAAAAAUGUACCAUUGAUAAACCACACCUCAAGAUUGAGAGAAUAUGCAUUGUAACUGAUUAAAUGUAACGCGGCAAGCAAGCAAUUUUGCACACCCUCAACAUAAACAACAACCCUUUAAAAAAAAACUCUUAGAAUUGAAAGGCACAGUAAAUAAUACCUAAUUGAUAAAGUAUGAUUGUAUUCGAUGUAGUAUGG